CAAACCCGAGAUUUUUUGCUCGGCAGUUGCCUUAAAACCAGUUACAUUAAACGUUCUUUAAGCAUAAAAAAAAUAAAUAAAUAAAACUUAGAUUCAUAUUAAUUAAAUAGGAAGCAAAAAAGAAAAAAACAACAUAUUAAAAAAACUAUGAACAAGGAUGUGGACUUUAGCGUAAUAAAUUUCCAAACUUACGAUGCUUAUCUCGACUCAUUUACGACCAUCGAAGAUGCCUGUUACUUAGCUGAUGCACAGGUUGCGCGUCGCAUUGCCAAAUUGGGAUAUCGCUCAACGAAAGUGCCUUACACUGAGAAGGAGUUUCAACAGCGACACGAUUUGGCAAUGCAACAGUUGCAACCGAAAAUAAUGGGUAUUGAGCCCUUCAGUAAUUUCAUGCGAUCCGAUUGCACCGAUCCCGUCUUACUGCAGUUUAAGCACCGUGAAGUACCCAUAUUUAGCAAGAAGUUGUCAACAAUUGUUUUUACCACGUGCAUUCAUGGAGAUGGUUCAGAGAUGUCCGGCUAUAUAGAUUUGGAAAAUAGUUGGCAGAAUGCAAUGCGUCGAACGUUUAAACACACCAACUGGAGAGCCAUCUAUGAGGGUAAUACCAAGUUAAAACCCAAACCGCAGCAUUUGAGCUUCAGAAAUCUGCGAUACAAUUUGGUACUAUAUAACGAUAGCGACAAUUUUAAAGUGGUGCACGACCAUCGCUAUGGCAUGAUGUUUAUGCACAGAGGUGAUCACAAACUGAUUCCGGUGAGUGGAAAAUCGACUCCAUUCUCGAAAAAUGUGCAACGCUCGAUGGUGCAUUCGCCUAAAUUUGGUACCUAUAUAUUCUACGAUCACCAUGUGCGCAAGAAGGUAUAAUUUUGGCAUAUCAAAUUAAUCGAAAUGCAAAAAAAUCAGCAUUUUCGAACAGUCUAUGAAAUUAUGUACAAAGUACUCACUCAAGCCGCUGGCUUGGGGCCAAUAAUAAAAAUGCUUUCUAUUUUUCUC
Messenger RNA from Drosophila albomicans, 993 nucleotides. Its product is annotated as cilia- and flagella-associated protein 299. NCBI's taxonomy places the organism in Eukaryota, Metazoa, Arthropoda, Insecta, Diptera, Drosophilidae. The record is from RefSeq and is a predicted model, not a curated record. The transcript has 3 exons. The coding region runs from base 148 to 864 and encodes 238 amino acids.